Molecule: messenger RNA, 2296 nt
Organism: Drosophila virilis
Lineage: Eukaryota; Metazoa; Arthropoda; Insecta; Diptera; Drosophilidae
Gene: Mink
Product: Mitotic spindle and nuclear protein
Source: RefSeq, a predicted model, not a curated record
AAUUAACAUUCGCUUUACGUUAGAACAUUUUGAGCGCGACGAAGAAAAAGACGCUUGAAUCGUGUGAAAUAAUUAGUGGAAAAAAAUCAUGGAAAUAAGCUCAGCAACUCAAAUUGAUGGCGUCCUGCUGCCGCAGGAAUCAGCGCCUGCAGGCGCCACCAAUACGCCUGUGGCGAAAAAAACACGACGCACCGCGCAACUAAAACGUAAUGAAGAGAUACUAAAUAAUGACAGUGUGCUCGAGGAUGAUGUGUUUGUGGCGGCACCGAAAACACCCACUGCUGCCAUCCGCCUGGCCGGAGAGACGCCGCGCCGCAGCACGCGCAAGAGCGUGCGUCCGCCUAUGGACUAUGGAGAUAUUGUGGAAAGGAGUCUGAUGUGCUCGGCCAGCAAGGACAAAAAAGACACGGCCGCUGUCGAGCCGGAGGAGCAGGAAGAUCAGCCGGCACAGAAAUGGACGGCUGCCAAAGUGGGUCGCCAUUCGCGCAAGCGCAAUCGUAAAACCAAGCGCGCGGGCAACAAAAAGGCCAAAACAGAAAAGGAGAGCGGCGAUAGGGAGGAGAUUAAAGAAAGGGCGGAGCCGCUGGAAGCAACAGUGACUGCCACUGUAAAGCCUGCCAAAGCAGACUCGGACACAGAAGAAGCAGCCACAGCAGAAGCAGGCGCUGCCGCAGCAGAAGCUGUCACAGUACUGCCGCAGCCCAGAGACAAUGAUGAGGUUGCAACACAAUCUCCUGUUGGAAUCAAUCAUAAGUCGCUGAAGGCAACUGCAGCCGAGAUUGAGCUGGCAUUAUGCCCGGAGAUAAUUGGAAACGCUGUUGCAGCUGCAGCUGCUCCUAUUCAGGAGCCAAUUGCUGCAGUCAAGGCACACCAAGCAGCUAGAGUAAGAGCCGUAGAUAUGGAUGAAUUGGGCUUGUGCCCGCUGGACGCCGAGGAGCCCCUCACCGGGGACGAUGAAAUGCCCACACUAGCUUUGGACGAUGAUGAUGACGAGCCCGAGAGCGUCCUAAACAGAACCUUUAAUGCUGACGAACAGUCAAAUGUGGAUGAAGAUAUGCCCACAUUAAGUAUUUUCGAACAAAAAUCGAACGAUGAAGAACUAAAACAAUCGGUCGCACACAUGAAGAGCCCCUCUUCGACCAAAGCCUAUCGCUUCCCCACACCCUUUAAAUACAAUUCCAACCCGAAAUUCCAAUUCACAACCAGCCCAACUGCAUUCCCAUUGACUGCGCAAGGCAACAACAGCCACAACUACAACUUGGAAGUACCUCGCAGUUCACGACGCAACCGUUCCAAAUCUGCAUCCGGACUGAAUGAAACCAAGGCCAAGACUGUCUCCUUCUUCAGUCCCAUCGAGGUGACCGUUGUCAGUGAAAUCGAUAAACGCUGGGAUGCACUCAACAGCAGUCACGUCACACAGCGUCGCAAGCGCUCAAAAUCCUUGGAUGAGAGUCGACAUCAAGUCAGCCGAAUUCCUAAGCCGACACAAUAUCCACCUAUAAAGGCCGCAGUCACGCCCAACAAGCUGAAGAAGCGCACCAAGCUACCCAAUUUCGCGGCCAUACAUCAGAAGCACUUCGAAAAAAUGGAGAAUCUGGUGGAGCACAUUGAGCGGAAGGCGGUGCGCGCCAAGGUGCUGACCAACUCAGCCGUGAAACAGCAACAGCAAACAAUUGCCUCGGCGCAAAAGUCGGUAGUCAAGAAGCUGGUGCCAGCAGCAGAGCGUUCGCGUGCCUUCAAGAAAAUAGAUGUGCCCAGCUAUACUCUAACGCCCUUGAAACCGGAGGAGCUGAUGCGGCAAAAGCAGCUGCCGACGCCGCGUAAAAUAAUGGGCGUGACACUGCCGAAGUCCGUAAUACCGAUACGCUCUGGCCAGGCGGGCAACAAUCCAAAGCCGAAAUUCAAUUUGUCCACCGCCGUGGCGCCCAAGUUGUUCAUUCCGGCGCCAAGCGCGACGUCCGGCCAAAAUUUAAAAACCGGAGAGUCAAAGUUGAAUAAACUGGAGACACGUCGCCAGCGGCACAUGGAAAUGUUUAAGGGGCGAAACGUGGUGGAGAAGAGGUGUGAAUUUGUGCGCGGAGUGCGCUCUAAUCGACGCUUCGAGCUGCAAAUGCAACAUCGUCGCCAGUUGGACGAGAACACGGGUUGAUUAUUGUCCAAAUUUCAUUAAUUCAUAUUUUGUAGUCGUUUAUUAAUAACUGUUUGUAUUCACUUUUAUCCUGUUCAAUUAAUUAAAAUAAACCAUUUAAUCCGGUCUAGGCGUAAAGCAUUUACGACCAAAACCCAAUGACUAAAA